GCGGCGGGUCACGUGACUGUAGGCCUGGGCUCCGGCAGCGUUGGGUAAGAUGGCGGCCGCGGGCUCUCCGGACGGAGGUUCGGUGUUUCGGGUGUGAAGUCGGAGGGCGGUGAACGGACAGACGCUGCGGGGGAGGAUGCGGGGCCGGCGGGGGAGACCUCCGAAGAGACCGGCCGUCCCGGUAGAGCCGCCCUCCGCGCCCCCCGGUCUCCGCACCCGGCUGAGGGGAAGCAGCCGCGGCCGGUGGAGGAGGAAGGCGCCGUCCCCCCCGCCACCCCCCGGACCGGUCCCGUGUACUGUCGGCCGCCGGCAGAGGAGGGGGAGGGGAGGAGGACGGGGAAGGGCCGCCGUCGCCACCAACAUCAACCGGAUCGUGUACGACGAUUCCAGCGAGGAGGAGCGAGUCCGGGAGACCGAGGAUGAGGAGGACGAGGAGGAGCCCCCCCCGGAGGAAGACCCCCUCCUCCUCCUAGACGAGGAUUACCGGGAGGAGCAGGAGAGCGACGACGGCACCGACUACAGCGGAUACAGCGGGACACCGGGAAGGCGAAAACCGCGGAUCCACCGGCCGCGGUCCCCGAUAUACGAGGAGAAGGACGUCCCGCCUCUGGAGUUCCCCAAGUCUUCGGAAGAUUUGCUGCUGCCCUCUGAGCACCUGAUGAGCGUGAUCGCCGUCUACGAGGUGCUGAGGAACUUUGGCACGGUCCUGCGGCUCUCCCCUUUCCGCUUUGAGGACUUCUGUGCCGCUCUGGUCAGCCAGGAACAGUGCACCCUGCUGGCCGAGACGCACGUCGCCCUUUUGAAGGCCGUCCUUCGAGAGGAGGACACCUCCAAUACUACCUUCGGACCGGCCGACUUGAAGGACAGCGUCAACUCCACCCUUUACUUCAUCGACGGCAUGACCUGGCCGGAGGUGCUGCGCGUUUACUGCGAAAGCGACAGGGAGUUCCACCACGUUCUUCCCUUCCAGGAAGUGGACGAUUAUCCGUACGGCCCCAUAGAGAGCAAGGUGCAGGUGCUGCUCUUCCUGGUGGACCAGUUCCUGACCACCAACAUAGCCCGCGAGGAGCUGAUGUCCGAGGGCGUCAUCCAGUACGACGACCACUGCCGCGUGUGCCACAAACUAGGGGACUUGCUGUGCUGCGAGACCUGCUCGGCCGUCUACCACCUGGAGUGUGUGAAGCCUCCUCUGGAGGAGGUGCCGGAGGACGAGUGGCAGUGCGAGAUUUGCGUCGCCCACAAAGUCUCAGGCGUCAUUGACUGUGUGGCUGAGAUCCAAAAAAACAAACCUUACAUAAGGCACGAGCCAAUCGGCUACGACCGCCACAGACGGAAAUACUGGUUUCUAACCAGACGCAUCAUCAUAGAGGAGUAUUCCGAGGAGGAGAAGAAGAUCUGGUACUACAGUACAAAGCUGCAGCUUGACGAGCUGUUAGACUGCCUGGACCGGACGUAUUAUGAGGCCGACCUGUGCAAGACCCUGACGGACCUCCGAGAGGAAAUCCACCGGCACAUGGAUAUCACCGAGGAGCUGACCAACAAGGCCAAGGGCAACAACCGCUCCUAUCUGUCUGUGGUCAAUGACGAGAUAACGGAACGUCAGAAAGCCAAGCUGGAGGAAGAAGAGAAGAACAAGGUCCUGGCGGAGGGGGAGAAGUCGGCGGAGAUCGCUGCAGCGGAGGGGGAGAAGUCAGCGGAGAUCGCUGCAACGGAGGGGGAGAGUAACAAAGAGCCUAAUCCCGCCUCCAAUCCAGAGGGGGAGGGGCUGGACAAAGAGCAGAAAGGAGAGACAGUCAGUGAAAAAAGCAGCAUGGAGCCCCCUUCAUCCACCAAUGGCAGCCAACCCUCCGAGACCCCCAACAAGGACUCUGAAGACAAGACUGUGCCGAGCAGCAAAGCGUCAGAAAGCAGCGCUGACCCCGAACCGGCCUCUUCAUCCUCCACUACUACUUCCGAAGGUGCAGAAGCCUCCUCCGGCACUGGUGUACCUCCUGCGUCUCAGCCUAGCAGCGAUGACAAGACCACGACGACGUCUGACCAACAGAAGGAGACUCAGCCGCCGGUCUCAAAGCCGGAGGAUGCAGCUCCUGUGGAGGUGAAGGCAGAGAAGGGUCCUUCAGAGGCCGCGGAGACCCCUGGAAUCGGGAAGACGCCCUCUAGGAUGGUGACCAGACUACGGAACCCAGACAGCAAGUUAAGUCUGUUGAAGAAUCACCAGUGCAUUGCUGCAGCCCAUGAAGCUAAUAAGAUUUAUAAGGAUGGCAGAGAGGUCCUGGUGGUGAAUUCCCAAGGGGAGAUCUCCCGGAUGAGCACCCGAAAGGAGGUGGUGAUGAGGGGCAUUCUCAGCACCUAUUUCAAACUGGGGCAAGAGGGCAAGUACCGGGUUUAUCACAAUCAGUACACCACAAACUCGUACGCACUGAACAAGCACCAGCACCGGGAGGACCACGACAAGCGCAGGCAUCUGGCGCACAAGUUCUGCAUGUCGCCCAACGGAGAGUUUAAGUGGAACGGCUCUGUGCACGGGUCCAAGGUGCUGACCAUAUCCACGCUGAGGCUGACCAUCGUCCAGCUGGAGAACAAUAUCCCGGCACCUUUCCUGCAUCCCAAUUGGGCCUCUCACAGGUCCAACUGGAUUAAGGCUGUCCAGAUGUGCAGCAAACCCCGGGAAUUCGCACUGGCGCUUGCAAUACUGGAGUGUGCCAUUAAACCCGUUGUCAUGUUACCAAUAUGGAAAGAUUGUUUGGGUCACACCAGGUUACGGAGGAUGACAUCCAUGGAAAGAGAAGAGAAGGACAAGGUGAAGAAGAAGGAGCGGAAGCUGGAAGAGGAGGAAACCAUGCAGCAGGCUACUUGGGUCAAGUACACGUUCCCCAUAAAACAUCAGGUAUGGAAACAGAAGGGAGAGGAGUACAGGAUCACCGGCUAUGGAGGGUGGUGCUGGAUCAGUAAAACUCACGUGCACCGAUUUGUAACGCGCCUUCCCGGAAACACCAACGCCAACUAUAGGAAGAUGUUGGAAAAGGGCAGUGAAAAUGCUGAAGGCAAGAUGGAGGUGGAUUGUCCCAAGACAGAGGAGAGCAAACCGGAUCCACCACCAGUAAAGGCCGUGAAAAGAGAAGAGGAGGAGGAAGAGGACAAGAGGGACCAAAUUAAAAAGCAGAUUGAGGCCAGUGAGAGGGAACAUUUGAUGGACCAGGACAAUGAGACUACAGAGAAAGAUCAAGAAGAUUCUGAGCCGAUCAAGGAAGAGCCAAUGGAGAUGGACUCUUCACCUGGGAAAGAGGAGACUUUUCCCGACGCGGAUUUGAUAAACGUCAGCCUGGGCUUUCAGAUGAGGACGUGGUAUAAAAAGAAAGUAAAGACCUCUCGGCUGGAUGGGCUUCUGGACCGGCGUGUCAAACAGUUCACACUUGAAGAAAAACAGCGGAUGGAGAGACUUAAGUUGGGCGGCGCGGCUAAACAGACAGGGGCCUCCAAUCGGCAGCAGAGCUUACAUGAAGGCGCCAAAAUCAAAUCUGAGAAAGCGGACGAGUCCUGCAAGGCCGUAGUCAGGAGACUUAACAUGGAUCUGGUCGAUGGUCCUGGGGCAAAAGCUGCUAUUCCUUGUAUAGAUAAAACUCCAGGCUCACAGGUUCCAGACCCCUCAAAGAGCACCUCUUCUGCUCAGGAACUGAGUGUCAAGCCCAGUACGGGGGAUUUGGGGUCUGUAACAAGUGAAACUAGCAAGGCACUCGAUGAAAAGCAGGAUAGAGAUCCAAGCUCUUCUCAGAGUGUUGUUGUUCUGCCCAAGACGACGGAAACCAAAGAGGAGAGUCAGAGCCGUGCAGAUAAACUCCCUGAGAACUGUUCUUCCGGUGCUUCAACAGUUGUGCCCUCAACUGCGUCGGGUUUAGGCCAAGAAAAAGUCCUAGAAAACUCUCCCUCUGUUUCUUGCGAGCCCAUUCGGGAAAAAGACUGUUCCAAUUCUGUAAACAAUAAGCCGGUGGUGCCUGGAGAAGUCAAAAACUCCGCUGUGGUCGGGGAGGAGGGUAACCGCAGCAGACAAGACUCUGCAAAUCGUGAACGUUCUGAGCUGGCAUCAGAAAAUCGUUCAAUGGCGGGAACAUCAGACCCGGAAACGUCGUGCGACUCCCAAAUGGGUGGUGCGAGCCAGUCUGCUAAUGGAGAGCCAGGCCAAGAUGAAAGGACUAAUGUUGCACACGGGGGCUCUGAUGGCCACGACAUAAAAUGCAAUAACAUUAAUUCUCAAGAAGGAAAGGCGGAAGUCACACCCCAAGUCAACGGUAAGGGCGUGUUUUUGGGAAAAGACGCGUGCGACGACCGGCCUGUGCAGGAGCCGAAAUCGAAAGACCCCUCGCUGAAUUGUUCCGAUCAUGAUGCAAGAGUAAAAGAUUCAGUGGCAAGACCUUUAAUGAAUGGAGAUGUGAACAAGGAGGACGUAGAGGACAAAAAUGGAGUCUCUGCACCACUGUCUCCCAGUAAAGACUCAGGGAACACGGAGAAGGAAAAGACGUCGUCCAACUCUGAGAAACAUUCUGGUGGGUCUGGUCACACGAAGGUUAAGACCCUGGAUGGGUCUAGUGAUUCAGGGGCCCGACCAUCACUCGGUUCUGUUUCUGGCGUAGGGGAGAUGGAGACACGGGAGCCUCAAAGAAUAUUGUCUCCUGUCAUCUCAGGAGAAGAGUCCAGUUUGAGUAACGAUUCUGCCGAGCAGAACGAUUUACCGGCGGACAUAGUCAACGGGGAGGCCAAAAUAAAAACCGUUGUCACGGAAGUGACCACUACAACUUCAACCGUGUCGACGUCAAAGACUGUUGCGGUGGGCGGUGGAGGGUCUUCUAAGCAAUCGUCAACGGUUGUGUCUUCUACAGCGAACGUCUGCCUGUCCUGUACAACCACAACCACUACUGUAACCAAGGUUGUGUCACCGAGUCUCUCCGAUGGCUUUGUCGCUGUAAAAGAGUGUAGUAAAACUGUGGUUACGACAACUGUGGCCGACUCUUUGACCACCUCCGACGGGACGCGCGCUUCUUCAAUGACUGUAAGCAAAGAAUACACAACCAAGGACCGCGUGCGACUCAUGAAGUUCACAAAGGCCAAGAAGUCGAGGUCCGGAACGGCUCUCCCGUCGUACCGGAAGUUUGUGACCAAGAGUAACAAAAAGAGCAUAUUCGUCCUGCCGCUCGAUGAUCUCAAGAUCAUCUCUCGUAGGGGAGGAAUCCGAGAGGUUCCUGUAUUCAGUUACAAUGCUAAACCAGCAAAUGAUAUCUGGCCAUACCCUUCUCCGCGGCCAACGUUUGGGAUCACGUGGAGGUAUCGGCUUCAGACGGUGAAAUCUCUGGCGGGAGUGAGUCUCAUGCUGCGUCUCCUGUGGGCAAGUUUACGGUGGGACGACAUGGCAGCCAAGCCCCCUCCUGGUAGUGGCACCACACGUACAGAAUCUACUGAAACAGCGAUCACCACCACUGAAAUAAUCAAGAGAAGAGACGUCGGCCCGUACGACAUCCGAUCAGAGUAUUGCGUUAGGAAAAUCAUCUGCCCAAUCGGUGUUCCAGAGGCACCAAAAGAAACGCCGACCCCGCAGAGGAAGGGCCUUCGAUCGAGUGCUCUGCGACCCAAAAGGCCUGAAACUCCCAAACAUACCGGCCCCAUCAUCCUGGAGACCUGGGUACCCGAGGAGGAGCUCGACCUGUGGGAGAUAAAGUGCUUUUCUGAAAGGGUGGAGAAGGAGAAGGGCCAGUCUGGUGACCAGGGGAAGGGUUCGGACCUGAAGAAGGGUGAAGAUGGCAAGACUCAUAUGGAAUCUCAGUUGAAGCAGCAGCGGCUCUCAGCCCAGCAGAAACGUCUGGAGCAGCAGAAACAGCAGCCGUCGAGCGGCGCCACCAUCGCCACAACCGCCACGAUAAGCAGCGCCGUCUCCCCGCUGUCCACGGCCCACAAAGUUGUCAUGAGUUCCAUCGCCAACCCGGUGACUCCCGGGACGAAGAUGGUGCUCACCACGAAGGUCGGGUCUCCUGCCGUGUCUUUCCAGCAGGGCAAGAAUUUCCACCAGACGUUUGCAACAUGGGUCAAGCAAGGACAGACGACGGCCUCAAGCACUGAUGUGUCAUCCACCUCCUCUAUCACCACCACCUCUGGCCAAACGUUCCAGAUCACUGGGAGCCCCGUGACUGUGGCCGGGAAAGUGCUCACCAAGCUGCCUCUGCCUACCAACAGUAAGCUCGUCACCCUAAAUGUGCCCUCCACGCAGGGAGGGAUGGUUCAGGUACAGCAGAAGGUACUGGGGAUCAUUCCAACCAGCACAGCCGGACAGCAGACCUUUACCACUUUCCAGCCACGGACGGCAACCGUUUCCAUCCGCCCCAACAGCCUGGCGACCGCAGUGACCACGGCCACCACACAGCAGGUGAUCACCACAGGGACCCAGAUCAGAGCCGGGAUGACCGUGAUCAGGACGCCUACUUUACAGCAGUCCACUGUUGGGAAACCGAUCAUGAGGACUCCACUGGUGGUACAGCAAGGAAUCAUCCAGUCUGGUCAACCCCAGCAAGUGGUGACCCAGAUCAUCCGAGGGCAACCCGUCACCACCACUAUGCCCAUUGGGACCGCAGUUUCCAGUAUAGGGCAGAAGGUUGGCACGCCGGUGCAGCAGGCUCAGCCACAGGCAACGACCCCGCAGGCAACGACCCCGCAGGCUGUCCGACCGCUGCAACACGGGCAGGUCAAACUGACCAUGGCACAGCUGACCCAGCUUACCCAGCAACAGGGUGGAAACCAGAGCUUGACUGUUGUGGUUCAGGGUCAGGGCCAGACCACCGGGCAGCUGCAGCUCAUUCCACAGGGAGUGACGGUUAUUCCCUCUCCAGGGCAGCAGUUAAUGCAGGCCGCAAUGCCAAAUGGCACCAUACAGAGGUUCCUGUUCACGCCGCUUCCACCGGGCACCACGACUGUUACAACCACAGUGACAUCAACCCCUUCCACCGCAGUGUCGGCAGCCCCAUUGCAGACAUCUACAGGUCAGGGUGUGGCUCAGGGUACCCAGCCAGCUCCGCCUCCACUUGCUCCAUCCCAAUCAUCGGCUCCAUCUUCAGAUCAGGCCGCGAUUCCUCCCCAGUCACAGCCCUUUCCUCAGGUCACACCUCAGCAACUGCAAACAUCUCAUCUACAGUCUUCUGUCACUUCUGUGGACAGCCAGCCAAAGGAUCAUCUCCAGGUGCCAGCCGGCACUGCACAGCCAGUAUCGGAGGCACAGCAGCCAGCCGCUUCUGUCCAGACCUUGGUGUCAGCAGAAGCAAAGACUUUACCUGCUCAAGUCCCUUCUCAGGUUUGCUUGCCGCAAGUCGCUGUCCAAAUGCAGCCUCAAACUUCCUUACAAGGCCAGACUCAGCUUAUGAGUCGACCUUCGGUUCAGACUUUGUCCCCCGCAGUCAGCCAGGCCUCGAUCCAGAUGGCCCUGCCCGCUUCUUUCCACAUCCAGUCCCAGCUUCCUCAGCAACAGCCCAUCCAAGCCCAGUCGAGACCUCAGUCUAUCAUGCAGCAAGCCGGUCAGGUGACGGUGCAAUCGCCGUCACGGGCCCAACUGCAGAUCCAGCCCACCCAGACCCAGGUUAUCACAAUGCCGCAGCUCCACCAACAGGUCCAGGUCCUCUCCCACCUUCCGUCACAAGUGGUGGCCCAGCUCCAACAAGGAGGCCUCGCCCAGCUCCAACAAGGAGGCCUCGCCCAGCAGAUCAAACUACAGCUGCCCCUCCAGAUCCAGCAGGCCGGGACCACGCAGUCCCACCAGAUUCAGAAUGUGGUGACCGUGCAGGCUUCCAGCGUUCAGGAGCAUCUGCAGAGGAUAAAACAGAUCCAGGAGCAGCAACAGCUGAAGAAGAAACUGGAGGUGAAACGUGAGCAGAGUCUGCAGGGCACCAACCAGAGCGACAUCAUCCAGAAGCAGGUGGUGAUGAAGCAGAAUGCGGUCAUUGAGCACUUGAAACAGAAGAAAAUCAUGACGCCGGUGGAGAGAGAGGAGAAUCAGAGGAUGAUCGUGUGUAACCAGGUGAUGAAAUACAUACUGGACAAAAUCGACAAAGAGGAGAAGCAGGCGGCUAAGAAGAGGAAGCGGGAGGAGAACGUAGAGCAAAAGAAGAGCAAGCAGAACGCCAGCCGGCUCUCCGCCCUUCUCUUCAAACACAAGGAGCAGCUGAAGGCCGAGAUCCUGAAGAAGAGAGCGCUGAUGGAUAAAGAGCUGCAGAUCGAGGUCCAGGAUGAACUUAAGAAAGACCUGAAUAAGAUUAAGAAGGAAAAAGAGAGAGCCCAGGCGGCGGCUCUUACAGCUGCGGCUGCUGCAGCUGCUGCCCCGCUACCUCCACCACCGCCUCCUAAAAUACCCUCACCGCCUCCUAAACCGCCUCCUAAAAUGCCAUCUCCUCCUCCUAAAAUGCCAUCUCUUCCUCCUAAAAUGCCCUCUCCUCCACCUAAAAUGCCCUCUCCUCCUCCGAAAAUGCCCUCUCCUCCUCCGAAAAUGCCCUCUCCUCCUCCUAAAAUGCCCUCUCCUCCUCCUAAAAUGCCCUCUCCGCCUCCUAAAAUGUCCUCACCGCCUCCGAAAAUGCCCUCUCCUCCUCCGAAAAUGCCCUCUCCUCCUCCGAAAAUGCCCUCACCUCCUCUUAAAAUUCCCUCUCCUCCUCCUAUACCUUCACCUCCUCCACAAACAACCCACAAGGCGACCCCCACCUCCCCAACAUCCAGCUCCACCAGCCUACCUGCCCAUAAGAGGAGGAGAGAAGAGGAGAAAGAGUCCCCUCCUUCCAAGUCUAAGAAAAAGAAAAUGAUUUCCACUACCUCAAAAGAUUCCAAGAAAGACAACAAGAUCUACUGCAUCUGCAAGACGCCCUACGACGAAUCCAAGUUCUAUAUUGGCUGUGAGCUUUGUGCUAACUGGUAUCACGGAGAUUGUGUUGGCAUCACAGAGGCGGAAGCCAAGAAAGUGGAUGUGUACAUCUGUAAUGAGUGUAAACGGUCACAAGAGGGCAGCAGUGAGGAGUUGUAUUGUAUCUGCAGGACGCCCUAUGACGAUUCACAAUUUUAUAUUGGCUGUGAUCGCUGCCAGAACUGGUUCCACGGGCGCUGCGUCGGGAUAUUGCAGAGCGAGGCGGAUUUGAUCGAUGAAUACGUGUGCCCGGAAUGCCAGUCCACAGAGGACGCCAUGACUGUUCUAAGCCCGCUUACCGAUAAGGAUUAUGAAGGACUGAAGCGCUUCCUGAGGUCGCUGCAGACUCAUAAAGAAGCCUGGCCCUUUCUGGAGGCUGUUGAUCCUGAAGACGCCCCGGAUUACUAUGCCGUGAUCAAGGAGCCAAUGGACCUGUCCACCAUGGAGGAGAGAAUCCGCACCCGAUACUACAAGAAACUGACCGAGUUUGUGGCUGACAUGACCAAAAUAUUUGACAAUUGCCGAUACUACAACUCCAGCGAAUCGCUAUUUUGCAAGAGCGCAGACGCCCUGGAGAAGUUCUUUGUACAGAAGCUGAAAGCCUUCAAAGCCAGCAGGUUGUGAUUCUUGUAGCCCCCCGGAUGCCGGACGUUGUCUCCAUCAGUUUUUUUGUUAUUUUUUUUUGUUCCCGACACCAACAAACCCGCCUCCUCCCCUGGCCCGCCCCCUUCCCGCCAUCUCUCCACCACGCAUGGUCACCCAUUGCACGGCCACUUGGCUCCGUACUGUACCUUGGAAGCUGGGCCCAAGUGCCUGACACUGUCGCCUGUCAUGUCCGGUUCCACUGUCGGCAGUCCUUGUACUAUAUAGUAUAUAUUUUUGUACAUAGAUGUUGAACAUUUGACGCUGUUUGUGAAUAUCCAUUUUCGGCAGAAGUUGAUGUGUAGAACAUUUUCAUCGCAUAUGUCUAUUUUUUUUUCUUCUUCUUCUUCUUUUUUUAUGAUCUGAUCACCAAGUACAUCAAAUGUUUACAGUUUCCGAAUUCAUAAAUUCAUUUUGAGAAAAUCAUUAAAUUCAUCUUCCCCCGUCGCGGCAUCCUCCUCCUCCAUGCAGUUUAUGUUUCAAUCGACCCGACAGACGUAACCAAGUACAAUCCUGACGUUGUUUACAGGUCUCACAGCAACAAACUCCAGUCGGUCCAUUAACUGUCGGUGACGGGCGGCGGCGGCGGCGCUGCGCACCCUCUGCUUGGGUGAGAGAGAGAAAACGAGAACAGGACUCGAGACUUUGAACUCUAUUCCUCCUCAAGCUAUUCGGAUCGAAGAAUUAAUUUGUCCAAAGGACAAGAAGCGGAAGAGAGACGGGCCCCCGGGGGGGUGGGUUUGACGUUUUUUUUUUUUUUUUUCUUCCAGCACCGACUGAAGUCUUUUGCGGCACAAGCAGGAAGAGGCGGGGCAGGAAAACAUAUUUUUUUUUGGGGGGGAAGGCGGGCUUUUUGGAUUCAGCGAUGGAGUUGGACGGGAGCUCCAUGGAUCAUGACGACGCAUGUUCUUCAAUGAAGAAGCUGGUUUAAACAAACAAACAAAAAAAAAUCCUCACAGAUUUCUUUGUAUUUAUUUAUUGUUCAGAGACACUUUUUUAUCGCUACUCUCAUUUGUCGACUAAUUAUUUUUUCUUAUUAAAAUAUAAAAAAAAAAAAGAAAAUUUGUUUCUAAAACGAAAAAAAAAAAAAUAAACAAAAAAAAAAAGACGAGAGAAGGGAGGAGGCUGAUCCGAUUUAAAAUUUGUCCUGUAUUUUAACACAAUUCCUGUAAUAAAAAAAAAAAAAAACAGAUAAUAAAGAACAAGUCUUUUCUUUCUAUGAAAGGAGCUUCUACCUUCCCCUCCCCCCCACCCACCCCCUAAAUAAGUGGAGAUUCAGCGGAGUUUCUUGUUCAUGGUACAGAAGAGAGGAGCGACAACGCAAGGAAAUGACAAGGAAUUAGGGAAACCAAACUGUUGUGCGCUCCAAACCGGCUCUCGGCGUCCUGUCUCAAGGUAUCUUGUUUGUACACAUUUGUCAGAAUUCAAAUUUUUUUUUUCUUUUGUAUGUAAAACUGAAAAUAUGGAUGUAUAUGACACAAUAAAUGGAGAUUAUCUUCUCCCUAGAGAUCUGUAA
Rana temporaria (common frog) is the source of this 11075-nucleotide messenger RNA. RefSeq names its product bromodomain PHD finger transcription factor (gene BPTF). Gene Ontology annotation, cellular component: NURF complex. Gene Ontology annotation, biological process: regulation of transcription by RNA polymerase II. The coding region runs from base 137 to 9541 and encodes 3134 amino acids. NCBI's taxonomy places the organism in Eukaryota, Metazoa, Chordata, Amphibia, Anura, Ranidae. Gene Ontology annotation, molecular function: RNA polymerase II cis-regulatory region sequence-specific DNA binding; zinc ion binding. The record is from RefSeq and is a predicted model, not a curated record. The transcript is spliced from 32 exons.